Messenger RNA from Vanrija pseudolonga, 2305 nucleotides. RefSeq lists its product with no specific name. The coding region runs from base 218 to 2305 and encodes 695 amino acids. Gene Ontology annotation, cellular component: membrane. The record is from RefSeq and is a predicted model, not a curated record. The transcript has 2 exons. Lineage: Eukaryota; Fungi; Basidiomycota; Tremellomycetes; Trichosporonales; Trichosporonaceae.
CUCUCCUCCUCCUCUACUUAUACUCUCCCUCUCUCUCUCUCACCCUCUCUUGUCCUCUUGCACUACUCCCAAGGGGCACUCUAGACACUCCCCCCUCCGACCGCCCUAAAAAGGCGCAAAUACCGGCGCUUCUUAUAAUCCCUCUUGAACCAUCACUCGGAACCCCCACCACCACCUGCCUGGCUCGCCAGGUGAUACUCCACCUUCCCCGGCUCCAAUGUCGACCACGUCCCCAGCGCAGGCGUCGCCCUCGUCGUGGCGCCGUCGCCUCUCGCACCCCGACAUUGGCGACCCAUCAUCCUACCUUCCAUCACUAUCACUGCCCUCCGUCUCGGGACUGCGCAGCGCCGUCCUCACCUACCUUGGCGAAGUGGAGAACGCCCUGCGUGACAAGCUGGCUGGCGAGUACCGCGGUGUCGACUCUGUUACCUCGGGAUCACCACCCCCAUCGUCAGAAGAUGAAACAGACGAGCACGAGCACGACCAUGCCGGUGCUCCGGACGACUACUUUUCCUUCGGCGAAAGCUCGGCACUACGGGCCCCAAGGCACAACGAGUUUGAGCUCCGUCGCCGAGCGUACCACGCACGUUCGCCAGCGCUGAGCGGCAGCAGCAGCAAUGAGGACGACGCCAACGUCCGCAUGCUCGACUACCUGUCCAGCCUGCGCGCCGACAUUCUGUCGUACGCCAACUCGGCUCCGGGCUUUGGCCUUGGCUCGUCGCUCUCCUCGCAGCGCGAAUGGAUCCGGGGUCUGCCCGGCCGCUUGAGGACCGUCGAGCUGGGCCUCGGCGAGCCAGGCUCGUGGCCUGAUCCGCUGAGUGCGUCGAGCCGCGCCGGAUCUCGCGCUGUUCAGGGCGCGCGCAAGCGCGUCAUCGACCUCGUGCACACGCUCCUGCCUCCAGACGACUGGGCAGGGUGGGAGACUCUGGGAUGGGAAGAAGGCGGCGAGGACGCCGAUGUCGGAGCAGACGCGACGCCCCAGCGGCCCAGACAACAACGCCCGCAGCCGUACCCGCACCGCGCGCACGCCAAGACGUACUCGCUCGACGAGCGCGCGCUCCACUCGGACGACGAGGACGAACUCGACGAGCCAGAAUACUUAUUCCCGAACAGGACGCCGGGCCCCGCGCAGGCCAUUGCGCGCCGCACGCGCGCCAUCCGCGCACGCAGCCUUGGCGCCAUGGACCUGCCUCCUCUACCCUCGUUUAUCCAGGACUGGAUGAGGCCAGUGGUGGAGGAAGCGUCCAAGGUUGUCGACGACGAGGGCGACGUCGACGCACAGGUCGUCGAGUCGAGCUUGGAGUCGCAGGACGAGGACGAGAAGGACGAGCUGGCCAGUGUUCUCUCGUUCCACGACGAGGGCCCCACAGUCGCCGAGGCGCUCGUGCGGAGUCAUGAUGGCAAGAAGCUUAUCACGUUUGAUGAUUUGCCCUUCUGGUGGAGGAAUAACCAGUACAUCCACACUGGAUACCGGUUCAUCCCUUUGGGCAAGUCCGGACCAAUUCCGCUGCUCAAGUCGGCGUUCCAGAUCCACAACGAGACUAUCAACAUCCACUCGCACUCGGUCCCGACCGUGCUCAUCCUGUCGAUUGCUAUCCCACUCAUCGUCUGGCGGUCGCCGCUCCCUGACGCAAAGUGGCUCGAUACGGCCAUGCUCGUCACGUAUCUGCUCGCGGCUACCUCGUGCAUGUCGUCGUCGGCCGGCUGGCACAUGCUCAGCGGGUGCGCUUCCAAGCGCUGGUUCGAGUGGGGCGCCUGUGUCGACUACAUUGGCAUUUCGUGGCUCAUUGCCAUGAGCUUCAACACGGUCGUGUACAACGCCUACUACUGCUACCCCAAGACGGUCGUCUUGUACACCCUCAUCAACAUUGGGUUCGGUGCGCUCGGCUCGUACCUCCCGUUCCAGAAGUGGUUCAACCAGCGCAAGAACAAGCCGUGGCGCAUCACCUUCUUCGUCACGCUCGCCGUGUCAAUGUUUACGCCAUUGGCCCAGCUCUUCUACUACGAGGGCUUUGAGCGUGCGGCCGCCUUCACCUCGCCCUUUGGCGUCUCGGUCCUGGCUUACGUCCUCGGCCUGUUCGCGUACGCGUUCCACUGGCCAGAGUGCAUCUGGCCGGGCAAGUUUGACCUGUGGGGCGCGAGCCACCAGAUCUGGCACUUCGGCAUCGUCAUCGCCAUUGGGCUGCACUACCGCGCCAUCUUCCACGCGUACAACUUGCGAUGGGACUACUCGUGCGCUGCGCCAGACGCGCAGAUGCCCGUCACCGCCGCCGUGUCGCAGUUAAUCUGGGGCCCGGUGGCAUAG